Messenger RNA from Cuscuta epithymum, 1824 nucleotides. The record is from the annotation of a GenBank genome assembly. Lineage: Eukaryota; Viridiplantae; Streptophyta; Magnoliopsida; Solanales; Convolvulaceae.
CUUUCACUAAUACGGAGUAUAAUCUAUGAACAAAAUAGGGGUAACAAAACAGCUUCCCUGGCUGCACCGCUGCCCGACCCGAGAUUCUGGCUAUAACAAAACAGAUUCCGGCACCGCUCCCCGAUACUUGCAGAUACCUCUCGUCGCAGUUGCGGGCACUCGCCGAAAGGUACCCCGGCCUUUCCAUCUGAGGCUGCUAAGCUUUAACGCCGUGCAGAUAUAUAAUACAUACCAGUAGUAUGAGCUACCAUAGUCAAGCAAAAUAUGUUAUUUUCUUGGUUUCGUCCAAUCCUUUGAAGUUCCUUACUUUCUUGUGAGUCCAUCUUAAACCGCAUUGAGAUUCUCAGAUUCCAGUAAAACGCUUAUAAUUUGAUGUACUGAAGGAGAAAGAAGAAAGACAGUGAUAUGACGAUUACGUUUGAGGCUACUUUGCCGUAUGUGGGAAUGAUUUCGAACCAGUUUGCUCAAGUUGGGUUGAUGAUAGUAGGCAAAGCAGCCAUCUCUAGUGGAAUGACCACUUUCACCUUUGUCUUCUACUCCAAUGCUCUUGCUGCUCUCCUCCUCCUCUCUGCUUUUCUCUUCCAUAGGUCAACUCGCCCACCGCUCACCUUGUCUCUCAUUUGUGGGUUUUUCGUGCUUGGAGUUCUGGGAUGCACAGCACAGCUUACUGGGUAUACAGGAAUUAACCAUACUUCAGCAUCUUUUGCCUCUGCAAUGCUCAACCUGAUUCCGGGUUUUACCUUUCUACUUGCCAUCACUUUCAGAAUGGAAAAGUUGGAUCUUGCCAGUUCAAGCACCAUUGCCAAAUGCAUCGGGACUGUUGUCUCAAUCACUGGAGCAUUCAUUGCUACUCUCUAUAAGGGAUCACAAAUUUUGACUACCUCAGAUUCUUCAAGAUCCAACUUUCACCGUUUAUAUUUACCUCAAGUAAAUUGGGUUAUUGGGGCAGCUUUUCUGUUAGUUGACUGUGUGGCAUCUUCUGCUUUUCUAGUGGUACAGGCAUCCAUUCUUAAGACUUACCCAGUAGAACUGAUCGUGGUCUUCUUUUACUUCUUCUUUACGGCAAUUCUAUCUGCAGUCAUCUCUCUAAUUGUGGAUAGGGACUUAAAUGCUUGGAUGUUGACGCCUGAUAUGAGGUGGCUUGCUAUCCUUUACUCGGGUAUUUUUGGCUCUGCCUUCCAGGUCAGUGUCAUGGUCUGGUGCGUACGAAGGAAAGGGCCUCUUUUUGUUUCUGUGUUCCAUCCCUUAGGUAUUGUAAUUGCUGCUGCAUUGGGAAUAAUCUUCUCGGGAGAUAUUUUCUAUGCCGGAAGUUUGGUGGGAUGGGUUAUAAUUGUUAUCGGAUUCUACUCUGUAAUGUGGGGAAAAGCAAAAGAAAUGAAGGUGGCCAAUGACAACUUGGCCAUAAAUAUCGAGUCCAGAGGUGCUAAGGCUCCUCUCAUAGAAAGUGAAGACAGGGUGCUUGAAACAUAAUGCCAAUGAUCACUAGACCGUGUUAAUAAUAUGUGGACAGCUAAAGGUUCAGAAUUGGAUGAAACCACAUCAGAUUGUGUGCAUGCAAUUGAAGGAAGGCUCUCCUAAAAUAAAGAUAUUGUGUAUAUAACUGUGAAGGCAAACACAAUUUACCAUCAUGUGUGGUGCUUCAUUUGUGUACUGUAAAUGGAUCUUAGAUAAUUUUAAGCUUGCGGGCAGAUCUUGUCAUGAAACAGAAAACUAAAGAAUUUCUUCAAUAUUCAUCCCUUUAUAUUUGUUAAUCAAGUCUAAAUAGAAGUUAUAGAACUCGAUAUGAGCUUUGCAAAGAGAAACAACACUAAAUAUUAAAUAAGG